AUGAGCAAGAUCAUCGUCUAUGAGCAUUUCAACUUUCAAGGCAGGAGCAAAGAGUUUACGUCUGAUGCCCCUGACUUAAUUGCAGAGGAUUUUAAUGACAACAUUUCCUCUAUAAAGGUGAUCGGAUAUCCAUGGCUGGCAUACACAGAUUGCUUUUACAAAGGUGAGCUGUACAUCUACGAGGAAGGAGAAUAUCCUGUCGUGGAAAAAAAUGAUUCUAUUUCAUCACUGCAGUUGGUCAGAGGUGACCUGACAAAUCCUCAGAUCACUCUGUAUGAAUAUCCAGGUUAUGGAGGCAGGAACGUUGUCCUCACCACUGAGACCACCAUGGAUCCCUUCAACUUCAAUGAUACAGCGUGUUCUCACAAGGUACAGAGAGGGUUAUGGAUCCUCUACGAGCACGAGAACAGAGGUGGCGCGAAGAUGAUCGCCAAAGCUGGUGAAAAUGUUGAAAGAUAUGACUGGUGGUACAAGAAAGUGACCCAUGUGCGUCCUCUCAAGGCAGGAAAAUAAGGAGAAUGGGCCAAACGGGAACUCAAUCAUCGCUGAAUACUUGUUAAAUUCAUGAUCCAGUCUCUGUAAAGUUAAAAUAAUCUGCAAAUGUUAAUGAAAAAGGAAUUUUAAUGAAUAUAUGUGUUUAUAUGUAUGAUUGUAAUAAGAAUGAAUGUUCCAGUCUGUGUAAACACCCUGAAUUUUUUAAUGUCUGAUCCUGUUUAAUCUGAUGCUGUUGUAAAAGUUUGAUGUAAACAAAGAUGUGAAUGAAACUUACUUAUCUUUCACACAUAACAUAAGGAUGGGAUUUUCAUGGAUUUAAUGUGAUAGAUUGAUAGCUAGCCAGCUGAGGUACCAGCUCACUCACUCUCCUGAUUCGUUCAUGCACUAUA
Messenger RNA from Trichomycterus rosablanca, 884 nucleotides. Its product is annotated as epidermal differentiation-specific protein-like. Gene Ontology annotation, biological process: lens development in camera-type eye; visual perception. Bases 1 to 513 code for a protein of 170 amino acids. The transcript has a single exon. Gene Ontology annotation, molecular function: structural constituent of eye lens. NCBI's taxonomy places the organism in Eukaryota, Metazoa, Chordata, Actinopteri, Siluriformes, Trichomycteridae. The record is from RefSeq and is a predicted model, not a curated record.